UAUCUUCACCUUGGAUAGCAUGAGUGUUUCGUGUGGCUAGGGCUGCAACGCGAGGCUGGGCACCUCAUUGGCCCAGUGCGGAGCUUGAAAAGGAAGGAUAUGUUAUAUUGCCGCUACUAGGAAGAACUUUGCGACAUACCUCAUUUGCGUUUACACCGGGUAGGGGCGGAAGGCAUACCGACGCGACCCUGCAUGGCUGGCCUGCGCAGAAGACGACAAGGCAAAGAUGAGGAUGGCCUCACGGAAUCACUGCUUCCGGACUAUGACGAGCAGCACGAACAGCGCCUAGAAGCGAAUCGCACUGCAAUAAUCGUCCAUCCUGGGGAGUUCAAUUUCCAGGCCUUCAUCCAGUCCAUCCUCGACUGGUGGAACCGUUUGUUUGGCAGCCUCCUCGCCUAUGCCACGGCUUUCUGGCCACACGGGUCAGCAUGGCAGGCAUGGGGGCAGCCGAUUUCCCUUUUACAGGCGGAAAGAUUACAGCUGCUUCGGGAGAGGGUGGCAGAAAAGUUCAAUAUUGCGAACAGCAACCACCAGGAUGCACUACGCCGGCUGUGGAGCCUGGCAUUUUCGGGCGAGCCGUGCACGGCUCUCAAGUCUGCAAAAUGGAAGGAGAUGGGCUGGCAGGGUGACGAUCCAGCCACGGACUUCCGCGGGGCUGGGAUGUAUGGAUUGGACAACCUGAUCUACCUGGCGGAGGUGCACCCCGAGACGUUCAGGCGUCUGGUUGACAAGACGGAGGGCACUCGAGCGGAGUGGGAGUACCCUUUUGCGGUGGCGGGGCUCAACAUCACCUUCAUGCUUUCCGAGUUGCUGGAGCUGCACACAGCCCAGGGGACGUCUUCUGAUGCGGGUCCCCACACCGCAGCCGGCCGCGGCUUUGUUGCCCUAUUGGAGCAAAGUGACGUGGCGUUUGAGGAGCUGUACUGCGCCACAUACUGCUUGCUGGACGCCACGUGGCUGCAGAUGCGGGCGUCGUACAUGGAGUUCAACACCGUGAUGAAGCGGGUCCGUGCCGAAGUGGAGCGGGCCCUGUCCUCGCGACCACCGAACAUGCAGAUGCUGCGGAAGAAGCUGCUGGGGACGGACGCGCCUCUGGACCUCAACUGACUGCGGUCCCCAAAGGGGCCCCCAUGGCCACAAUGGGAUCAACGGGAGUCCAAUGGACCCGGUGUCUAGGGUAGCUUAGCUACAACGUAAGGCCAAUGGAGGCGGGGUGGCGUGUGUGUGUCGGCCCGGGCUAGGCACUAAGUAGGGGCUUCCUCGGAAUGGUGAACACAUGGUUAUGCUAUGGAAGGUGGGCGAGCAUGGGCAGAGCGUGGACGAUGCGGUCCUCACAGCCCUGGGGCAGUACGCUGCGGAGUGCUGCAGGCAGGAUGCUGCGUGCUUUCGGGACGUAUGUGUUUUUGUGGAACUCCGGAAUCUGGGUCUCCGGGUUGAGGUACAUCUGAAACACAGUAAGGGCCGGGGCCGGGGUUGCGGUAUGUAUCUACGGCGGCUUCGGCUGCUCACUGCGCCUGGCAUGCAGCUGUCUUCGCACUAGGCUCUUGGCAGGGCCGCCGGGAUGCGGACAUGCACAUUUCUUGGCGUGGCAACCGAAUGUCGGACUGUGCAGAUCUUCCGGGCGUAGGGCCAACUGCAGGGUGCCUGGACAGCGCUGCUUCAUUAUUGGAGUGCAUGUCCUCAUGUCCCACGCGAGUGGUCUGGCGCACAACGCUUCUCGCUUCGCACUACAUAACAGUGGUGUCGCCGAAUUAGGUAUCACUGUCGCCUUGGCAGGAGGUGGAGCGGCGCUCGGCGGGACGGCGCAAUGCCGGUCCAACACUGCACCAUCGCCGGGUUCUUAUUUGGUACGGUAACUGUGAGAGGAAAUGCAGAUGUACGUCUGAUGGCUGGGCAGGACCCGAUGCCAGGCAUUGCGUCAAGUGCGGCUCCGGGGUACGUACUUGUCAUGAGCCCAAGCUGGUGUCCAUCGUCCGUUGGAGCACCAAGUGUGCGGUGGUAUUAUGCCAAAAAACAGAGCUGAAAGAGCUCAUAUGGUGAGGUGGAUGCGCGGACAAGUGGAAGAUGGAGGAAGAUGGAGCGCAUUACGUAAAAUGUAUGUGAGUGUUAUCAGGGGGGCUGCACGACCUGGCGCCCAUCUGUGCAAGGCGAGGAACCAGGUGUUGACCUACAUAUGUACGACGAUGUCCGACAUCAAUUGUGAUGAAUGAGCAUAUUGUUAAUCGGUUGAACCUUGCAAGGCGUGCCACAUAACACGAUUUCAAUAAAGAGGCAAAGAGGCAACCUGCGGUACCAGGUGUGUCUGUGACGUGGCUGGUAAAGGACGGCAUAUCAAAAAUGCGCUCGCAAACCGGUUGGCGGUGAUGGUGCUGCGAAGGGUGGUGCACCUGCUUGGCCACACCUUAUUAGGUGGUAAUGAGCGUUGUGUUGGUAGGGGACUGCCUUACCUAUGGCCUGUGCUUUGCUGGGCAUCUAAAUGAUGAUUUUACCUGAGUUGCAGUCGAAAGCGGCACUUUGGAUGCCAACAACCGCUUGGGACGUGGAUGUAGCUGCCAGGCGCCAGGGGUCCGCCCGUGUACAUUAAUGCCCAGUGGCCACGCCAUUGCCAUGUCUCACCCUUGAGCAUUUGUUAGGCUAUUCCCU
Volvox carteri f. nagariensis is the source of this 2643-nucleotide messenger RNA. Its product is annotated as engulfment and motility protein. The transcript is spliced from 9 exons. The coding region runs from base 193 to 1107 and encodes 304 amino acids. The record is from RefSeq and is a predicted model, not a curated record. NCBI's taxonomy places the organism in Eukaryota, Viridiplantae, Chlorophyta, Chlorophyceae, Chlamydomonadales, Volvocaceae.